Molecule: messenger RNA, 6364 nt
Organism: Lytechinus pictus (painted urchin)
Lineage: Eukaryota; Metazoa; Echinodermata; Echinoidea; Temnopleuroida; Toxopneustidae
Exons: 11
Coding region: 141-4964 (1607 amino acids)
Biological process (GO): SCF-dependent proteasomal ubiquitin-dependent protein catabolic process
Cellular component (GO): SCF ubiquitin ligase complex
Molecular function (GO): protein binding
Source: RefSeq, a predicted model, not a curated record
GCCCCCCAUCUCCUAGACUAUUACAUACAUGUUGACAUAUCAAGUAUUUGAGAGGCAGUUUAUUCUAACAAUUCAUUUUCACGUUUUUUGUUUGUUUGCUUGUUAUUCUAAAGGUACUGGAUGGAAGUAACGGAUAAGCCAUGGAGACAUCUAGGACAAAGCUGAGGAGGGAAGUGAGGGAAAAGAGACUUGCCUACUUUGAGCAGAGCUUGGCUUCACAUCAACCCGAACAUCAGGAAGAUGUCUUGUACCAUGGGUUUCAUCAGUCCAAGAGUCCGUCAACAGAUUCUUUGCAAGACAGGACUAAAAUGGGGAGUGGAACUACCAGAAAAGGCAAAAGCAUACAUCAACAGCAAGUUUUCCAUGACAGGACAAGAGGCGACAAGUCGCCGAGCGUCAAGAGUAGCCGUCCAUCAUCUGCUAGAUCUGGUAAUCCUCGACAUGGUCACCAAUAUCCUCAAGGCCCUUCUGGCGAUGACUACAUGAAUGUGACACCUCUCAAAAGAAAGAAGAAUAGGCCAUCUAGUGCUAUUCCCUCAGCCCGUGGUGAUCAUUACAGAUUAGAUAUAGGAGAUAGUAGCAGGCUUACUAAGAAUAAUCUGAGGCCUUCCAGUGCCAAGGCUGGAGCCAGACCCAAACAGCCACAGAAGGCUCAGGAUCGUGAACAAACUGCACAAAGACCAUUGACAGCCAGUGUGUAUCGAAGUAGUAAUGCAAAUUCUAGGAGACAGUCGGAAUUUGAGGACUUCAGAAAGAGAGCCAACGAAAGCUCACGUUAUGUUGUGGAAGAUACUUCAGAGGAUAAGAGUACGCGCAGUGAUAGGGAACUGCAAGAUUUCUUCCGAUUGCGUGAAAAUCGCAAGCCUUCUGUCAAUGAUAUGUCCCCGUCAUCUACUGAAAGUGGGAAGGAUGCCCGAGGGACACAAUCAUAUAGUUUCUUCAGUGAUCAAGGAAAAGGCCAUCAUUUUCAAGUAUCAUCAGAAGGUAGACCAGAGCUGGAGGAUGGCUAUGCGCUAAGGAGUAAAGCCAACCUGGAAGAGGGUAUAUCAAGGCGCAUCCAAUCGCAGUUGGGUUCACAGGUAGAAAGUGAAGCCCUCCAGGCAUCCGAGUUUCACAGUGCCUACUCUGCAGAGAACAUGCUCCAGUCCUUGCUCAGUAUCCGCAAGGUCAAGGCAAAGCUGCAUGAUGAACUGCUGUCAUCCUUCCUUGAAAAUGAAGACUAUAAAUCAAUACUUUCUUCUAAAAGGAAGAGUUUGCAACCAAGGGACGACACUUUGAAACAGAGACGACCAGACAUUAAUGGGAAUGAGGUGGAUGCAGACAUGGCUCGGCUGAAAGAAGGGGCAUCCAACCAUGAGAGAAAAGAGGACAUGUUAUCUCCUGUACCGUCAGCAUCAGAUGAGGUUCUUCUACAGAGACCAACCCAACCAGAGACACAGGAGAGCGUCACUGAACAAUCCUUUCCAACCACAACGGACGAGAGGGUUGAUCAUGACGAAUCUGCAGGAAGAAGCAAGGAUGAAGGAGAAGAAAGCGGGGUAGAAAUGGAUGAUCUGAGCUUUGAUGUGGGGGCUUUGUGUAAUGCUGCCAAACAAGGGGAUGAUAUACUGAGGCAGUACAUCAGAGGGUUGACAGAGAAGGUCAAAUCAAAGAAAGACAAGGAAACUCACCCUACCGAAUUUGCCGUUGAGGAUCGGUCUUCCAGAAGUUCUGGAAAGAUUGAUUCGCUGUUUGCGCCGAAGAUGCCAGAAAGAAAAUUUGAAGAGAAAUCAAUAAUUGCUUCUGUGUGUGAAAACGAAACUGUCCCGCCAUUAAAUCAGAGUUCAUUACUAUCAUACAGUGUACAUGAUGCUAUAAAGAAGACGGAAGCAGAACUCAGUGCCGAAGAAUAUGAGCUCGAUUUACAGAAUGGUUCAGCGAAAGCAUUAGAGGAGAAUGAUAUUGUUCCUUAUUCGGAUAAAUCAGUGAAUCAGUUCGAUCCUGUACCUUUUGAAAGCAAGGAAGCAACAUACAGCUCUGGAGUACUUCCUUCUGGCCGAGAAGAUGGUUUGCACCAAGGAGAAAAGGAAUCAGAAUAUGCUUGUGAAGAAUUUUCUGUUAGAGAUGUCCUCGAGGAGGAAAAUUCCAGUGUAGUUGGUAAGGUUAGAGAACCAGCAGUUACUGCUGAUCUCUUAGAAAAGCUUGGAUUGUUUGACUCCAAAGAAUCCCCUCUGACAGAUCCUAUGAGAUGUUAUAGUAAGGGAUCCAGUGUUCUUUUGAGCCAUGAUGCUGAUUCUUCUACUGAUGAUGCCACUAUUCAGGUGGCGAACAGAACACUCGAUUCUGACCUGGGGCUUGAAACUUUUCGGCCUGAUAGUCGAGCUAUUUCGCCCCUCAAGGAAGUGAGGGACUACAGCAAGGCUGGUGUCUUGACAACAAGUGACCUAGACUCCACAGAUAUGAUUGAAGAAGUACUGGAUGCAACAACAAUUUCAAGACAAUCGAGAGCUGAAACUGAAGCAUUGAGGAGAACCUACGAUCUAUCUGAAGAUGUUAGUGAAAACAACCUGGCAGAUCCCAAUGUCAACACUCCGUUCCAUUCUCACAUUCAACAGUCCAAAUUUGGUGUGUCCUUUGUCUUUGAUCCUCAAGACACUGAAAGUUAUGUUACUGGAACUAAAGCUAAUGCUGCAAUAAAUGCGAUGUCCCAACCUAAACAAGUGCCAGGAAAUGCAAAGCAAGGUGUUGCUUUUGAAGUGGACCUGACAUCAGCCAGGAAACAACCUAAGCCGCCUCCAUCGUCUAAGCCAAGUAAUACUAGGCUAACAACACCAAAUAGGGGUUCUCCAAAGCUUAGGCGGAACUCUCCACAGAGAUCAAGACCCAGGAAGAGUCCUAGGACACCAGAUGCCCACAGGGAUGAAAUCAGACAGUACCAUGAAAAGGACAGGAGAAUGAGAAAGCUUUCCUCACCAAGAGCUAUAGUGUCCCCAGUGAGGAAUCUAGCAUCAGAGUCUUCCUCAACCAGUGAAAACCAGCCAUCACUGAGACUGAGUUUAUCGUCCAGCAUGCAAACGGAUAGACCAGACGCUGAUGUACUUGCCCAGCUUGAAGACAGCCACGAUAGUCUUAUAGACAUUGAAGUCGGGGCCCCCUUCAUGCAUUCACCAAGGUAUGAAGCACCCUUGGAAGACGAGAAUGAAGUCCUCGACAGAAUAUCUAACUUCAACCCUCCCGCAGCAUCCAGUUUUGUGGUUCCUGAGGGCCAGGACACUGUUGGUGAAACGUUUGACCAGAACAGAGUGAGCUUCUCAGUCUCGAAAGAUGAUGUAGAUUCUCGCGAGCAGAGACAGGAUUUCCAAAAGACAAGCAAACCAAGACCAAGCAGUGCCAACCCAAAGAGAACUGCCACUAAGAAAGGUAACGCCCGCCCCACCAGUGCCCAUUCAAAGAUGUAUUCCUCCCCAGACAAGAGCUAUGACAGGAAGUGGCCCCAGUCAAGUAUGGCAUGGAUGACCCAACACAAACUCACCUCUAGUCUCUUAGAAGGCGACCGCUCUAUCAGUGACCUUUCAGCCUCAGGUUCAAAGGUCAAAGUAGGUCAGUCGAGGGUCAACAGAGAAUUUGCAAGGAAGAGCAAGCCUCCAGUUGCAGGUCCGAUGUCUAAGAGAGAUGGGGAGUUUGUCAGAGUACGGUCUUCUAAGAUAUUUGAUGGCACCGUGUCUAGGGUGUUAGAAGGACGUGGAUCUGUUGGUGUUCCCCCGUUAACUUUACAACUCAUUCAAGAUAGUCCUAGAGGAUCCGAGUCACUGUCAAUCUGGCAGCUCCUGCCCGAUGAGAUCCUGCUACUUAUCUUCUCCCAUCUUCCACAACACAUGCUGGUCCAGUGUGCGCUGACCUGCCAACGCUUCCACAGGAUUGCAAUGGACGACUCGCUGUGGCGUUGCAUUCGACUGGAGAGUAGGGAUUUGACAGACUUCUAUCUGACCCACAUCGGAGAGAAACACCCCGUCAGUUUGACCCUUCAUAAAUGUCGUGGAAAUCUGGUCACGGAGAAUGGAUUGCGCAACCUUUUCAGGUCAUGUGCUGACUCCUUACAGGAGCUUAACGUGACAGGAUGUUCCAAGGGCGAGCUCCAGGGAGAUUCCAUCCUACUCCAUGUGUCUAGAUGCUAUAACCUGACAUCCUUGGACACCAGCUGGUGCGCCGUCACCGACAAUGGUCUCUCUGCGGUACUUGACGGUUGCCCCAGAUUGGAGACUAUCUGCUUGAAUGGAUGCCAGUCUGUCUCAGAUCAGUGCCUUCGUCAAAUUGUCAACAAAUAUGGAGCUAAUUUGGGGGUUUUAGAGCUAUGUGGCUGUUUCAACCUCUCCCCUCAAACCCUGAUGCUGCUUGCAGAGACCAGCAACAAUCUCAUUACACUCAACAUUGCACAGUGUUAUAAGAUCACCGAUGAAUGUGUCGCUUCGGUCGCUCCCAAGUUCCGCUCUCUGCAGCACUGGCACCUCAAAGGAUGCAAGGAUCUGAGGGACUCCGCUGUCAAGAAGAUUGCCCGACACUGCAAGCAACUGAGGACAUUGUCCAUCGCUUCCUGUCCUCAUGUUACAGACGUAGCCCUGAUUGAGAUUGCUACUUACCUCAACAGUAUAAGGAGCCUUGAUGUUUCUGGUUGUCGGAAGAUAGGGAACGAGGGGAUGCGUUGCUUAGCAACCUGCUGUCCGUAUUUGGAAAAGGUUGGACUAAGUUCUACAUCAGCCACACACAAGAGUGUGUCGUCCUUAGCCAGCUAUGCAAGUCAAACCCUCACUGAACUCAAGCUGAAUUGCUGUAGAGAGAUCACUGAAGCUAGUGUCAUCAGGUUACUCAAGCAUUGCAAGAAGCUGAAGACUCUUCAUCUGUACGGAGUGAAAGGUCUGAGAAACCUCGGUAUCUUGAAGGUACAGUAUCCUUGCAUAGAGUACCUGGAGAAAGUCCGACCGCCUUAGGGGGCGCUGCAGGUUAAAGUGAUUGGCUAACAUUGAUUUGACUUUAAAAAAUCUGAGCUAGAAUAUCACACUUGUCACCUGUGUCUGUGACACGUUACAAAAAUUAAGCCCAGAAAAAAUUGCGUCCGAAAACCAUUAUUUAGUGCUUCAAAAAGUGAAAUAUAAAGUGACCGGAAACACCAUCUUAAUUUCAUCCCAUACACUUAUGUGUUCUAUUUAAGCAUCUUCAAGACACCUAACUACAAAAUUGGGGUUUGCCUUGUAUUUUUAGCUUUUCAUUCUCAAUAAUGGUUGUUUUCAGGGUUUUUUAGUUCUAAUACGUGUACUUGUACACCUGUUUCAUCUUGGUUUGAGAAUUUUUUAAAUCGGCUGCUCACAAAGUUAAAUAAUACCUUUAAUUGCAAUCGAUUUCAAGUCAAAUGUAGGUUUUAAAAAUAAAUCAUAGGUCCAGCAACCAAUUGAAAAUUGAUUUUUUGGCCCUGUCUUGCGAAGAAUUGAGAUUGAUCCGAUCAACCACAAUUACAUGGAAAUUCAUCAUUGUCAUUUUUUUUUUCAUACAGGGACAUAUUCUACAAAAUGUCCUUUGUAAAUAAAGAGGAGCACACCACAUUGUUAAGACAAUAAAUGUGUGAGUCUACAUCCUUUCUAGAAUACAAUAUGAACACUGCAUUUUAGAUGUCGACGUUGCUGGCUUUCCAUAGUUGAAGUUGAUCAGAUCAAUCACAAGUCUUUGUAAGAGAGGGAUCAGGGUCCCGUUUCAUAAAUUCUUGUUAUAACAAAUGCACAAUUUCUAUAACAAAUUUACUAUUCGCCAAUCAGAUUAAAGGAUUUCAGUAGCUUUUAACUGUUAUUGCAAAUUUGUUAUUAUAACAAGUUUUAUGAAACGGGACCCUGGUCUGCUACAUGAUAGGAAAAUAAAUCACAAUACUUGAAAUUAAAUUUGAUUACUUGAUGCCUUCAGGGGUAUUGCAAUAAUAUCCAAUUAAGCGGAUAGGGACGCAUUUGGCAGUGAUAUGCGCUAUAUAAGCAUGUUGGUAUUAUUGCAAGAUAAAUGCAAUCGAUUUGAAGUCCCUUGGGGUUCAAAAUCAAUUUUAAGUCUUGCAAGUAUACAUAAAUUGAUUGUAUUGCUCUGUGUUCUGCUUAUGCAGAAUAAAGUCUGAUUUAAACUUUAAAAUCUAAAUUAAUAACUGAAUCAAUAGUGCCAUUGGUACAACGAAGGAGGCGCCUUGGAAAUUAUAGGUUUUAUUUUAAUGUACAAAGAAGAGGAGAGUAUAUGUUGAAUACAUCGAUUCACAUGUUGUCAUCGCAACAAUCGUGAAUAAUUAGUUCGAUAAUGUUUGUUUCAUUAACAUGUUUUGCUGGCUUCAUGCUAUGGUCUUAAUUUUGAGUGAAAGAGAAAU